This is a messenger RNA of Melospiza georgiana, 441 nucleotides long. Its product is annotated as nuclear mitotic apparatus protein 1-like. Lineage: Eukaryota; Metazoa; Chordata; Aves; Passeriformes; Passerellidae. The transcript is spliced from 2 exons. Bases 4 to 330 code for a protein of 108 amino acids. The record is from RefSeq and is a predicted model, not a curated record.
AGCAUGCCCUCCACCUCCAUGGGAACCAUCACGGAUGAGGAUGUGAAGAUGGGGGACCCAGAAGAGACGCUGCAGCGUGGCAGAAGGCAGUCCUCCCAGCCCGUGGCCACCAGCAGCCAGGCCGGCAGCAUCACCACCCGGCAGCGGAGGAAGCGCCUCUCGGAGGAGACCCACCAGGGCCCUGACACCCCCCCGGUGAGCUCAGCCCAGUCCCCCAGCACAGCACCCUACUGGGAACAAGGAGCUCAUCACAGCUCCCACUGGGAACAAGAUGGGUUCCAGCGUUUGAGGGAGCUGCUGUGGCCCCUAUUUGCCACAUGUUCCCACUGAUCCUGGAUUCCUGUGCCCAGUAUUCCCAGCAUCCAGUGGUGUGUCUGGUACUCGUGAUGCUCCCAGUGCUGGCAAGGAGGCCAUUCCAGAGGCGAAGGGCUGAGCCUUCUG